This is a messenger RNA of Erythranthe guttata (spotted monkey flower), 943 nucleotides long. Lineage: Eukaryota; Viridiplantae; Streptophyta; Magnoliopsida; Lamiales; Phrymaceae. The record is from RefSeq and is a predicted model, not a curated record.
AAAGAAAAAAGAAAUGUACAAUCCUAGCGCGAAGAACAUUUGUUCACUGGUACGUUUAACUUCACCGAAAAUCAAACCCUCGUCUUCUUCCAUCAAAAUGCGAAUAACCAGACUUUCAUCGGCGGCCAAAAGGGAGAUAAACCCCUCUAUUCAAUCGAAAAACUCAGGUUGUGAAACUGCAAGUGAUGAAUCUGCACAAAAAUCUGUUCGUGUCUAUAUUAGAAAAAAAAGAUCCAAUAAAACUGUUCAACCCAUAGUUGAAGAAAUUAAUCCUGAAAUUAUUGAUGAAAAGCCAUGCAGUCUACCCGAGAUUGAAGAUUUUGCAUAUGGAAAUGGCAACAGUGUUUCCCGUUUGACAAAGCUACCUGAGAACUGGGAAAAGGUUCUAGAAGGAAUACGUACAAUGAGGUCUUCGGAAGAUGCUCCUGUAGACUCGAUGGGUUGUGAAAAAGCCGGCAGCUCCCUUCCUCCUAAGGAACGAAGGUUUGCGGUUUUGGUAUCGUCACUAUUGUCAAGCCAAACAAAGGAUCAAGUUACUCACGGAGCUAUUCAACGGCUUCUUGAAAAGGAUUUGCUUACGGCGGAAGCCAUUGACGGAGCGAAUGAAGGUGCAAUAAAGGAACUAAUUUACCCUGUGGGAUUUUAUUCAAGAAAAGCAAGUAACAUGAAAAAGAUUGCGAAAAUUUGUCUAUCAAAGUACGACGGAGAUAUUCCUAGUACGCUGUCUGAAUUGCUCGAGCUUCCUGGGAUUGGUCCCAAAAUGGCUCAUUUGGUAAUGAAUGUAGCGUGGAAUAAUGUUCAAGGAAUAUGUGUAGAUACUCACGUACACCGGAUUUGUAAUCGGCUUGGAUGGGUUUCACGGCCCGGCACUAAGCAGGUAACUAACUCCUCAUUGGGUAGCAAUUUUCGCAAAAUAUUCAGUGGAAUAAAAAAGAUGUUUUGA